AUGAAAUUAAUUCAAUCGGGGUCCAUGCGCAGACGCAGUGAUCGUUUGUUUCCUAUUCAUCCGCAUAAUUUAAAUAAAGUUAUACACGAUGAAUGGAAUACAAUUAUACAAUGGUUAUGUGAUGUUUUAUCGUCUGGUGAUAUCAUGUGUGAAAUUAAUCCAGUAUUUACUACUAUCCAAAGAUUUAUCAAUAUAUUUGGAAUGCGUUUAUCCAAAAUACAGCGCAUUGCUUUAAUUCGUCUAACUGUAGCUUAUAUAUGUUGUCCAAAUAUUGAUACGCAGGUUAUAUUCAAUGCGUUAGAGCUUUUAAACAAGUUGAUGAGUAAAUCAUAUUCACUACCAUCAUCAACCUUGUCUAUUAACUGGAAAAACUUCUUUGAUAUGCGAGAAUGGAUUGAUGAUGCGUGGCAAGCGAAUUUUCACUUAAUUCAACUGUCUAAAACAGAAUUUGCAAAAUUACAACGGAUCACUGUAUUAUGCUCAAAGUUCUUUCCGAAAAGUUCAAUUGAAGAAAUCUGGUUAGAAUUUCGUCAUCAUAUUUGUAGUGAUAUAUUGACUGGAGCGCCAAUCAGAUAUUUGGGUCAUUUUUUAAUUUAUACACCAUUUUAUCCAAAAUACUUUGAUGAGAUUAGUCGUGUUUGGUUAACAGAUAUAUUUAAUUUGUGGUAUAUGCACCCUGAAUUAGGAAAUUUUCGUGGAAUUAUCCGAAUAUUAUGUUAUGUUUCUCGUAUUGGUCGUGGACGAAUCGAUUGGGAACCACAUAUGGAACGUAUAUUUACUGGUCUUUCAAGAGCUAUCACUUUAAAUAAAAAGCCAGUACAUGGUGAAUUACUAAAAAUAGAAGAUAUAGAAUUUUACGCUGAACUAAUCAUGAAUACCAUUGGUCCUGAUCGUUCAGAUUGUCAUUCAUCAGUAUUAUAUCGACUGGAGCAAUUAUUAAAAUCUGUUGAAUCAUUCUAUCAUCCAUCAUCGAGUCAAAUUGAGGCAGGGAAAUUGUUAAGCUGUUUUAUAUUGAAAUUUCUACGUUGUUUAAUUAGUCGUUUACGUGAUGAAUUAUUUCCACCAGUUGAAGCAUUGGAUUUAGGCUACACACCGCCUGAGUUUUAUCUGUCUAUGGAACAAGUUGAUCAAAUUGUUGAUUUAUUUUCACCAAUUUGUUUAAAUUACUUUUUAUAUUCAAAAUCUGAUGCUGUAGUAAAUACCACAGUGAAAAUUAUUCCACUGUUAUGUAAACUACGUCCUAGCCGUGUUAUGCCAUGUUUACUUAAUAAUCUUGAAUCGGGUUUAACUAAACUGGAAAUGCCGUUACGUUUCACUCGACCAUUGCACGCUUUAACCUAUUCAGUACAAUCAUUAAUUUAUGUUAGAUUUCCGUUGUAUCCACGUGGACCAUCAUCGUCGUCCAGUGUGUAUUCUGUCAACGAAGAUCCCGAUAAAUUAGAGGACGGUAUUGAUGAUGAAUAUUAUGAUAAUGAUGACAUUGAUGCAGAAGUUGGUGAUAAGGAAAUGAAAGAAGAAAAUGAAGGUGAAAUAGUUGAUGAUGAUGAUGGCGAAGGUGAAGAAGACGACUUAUUAACAUCAUCUUCAUCCUCGUCAUCAUCAGAUGUAGAUAAUGAUAAAUGUAACGAUACACUUAAAUAUCAUAAACCAAACAAUCAUAGUUCUAAUAGAUAUGUGAAUGAUACUACUGAAAGGCUUACAAUGAAAAAGCGAAUUUUUCAAAAGUCCUCAUACAAACCGGCUUACACUCAUGUUUCACCGUCUGUUCGUCAAAGUCAUUUAAAAGCCUUCACUUACUUAUCUGGUCGGGCCGAACUGAAUCGUGUUCUACAACUUCUUUCACACGGUUUGGAUAUGAAUUACACAGAUCGAUUUAAUUAUUCUGUAUCAUGUUUAAGUCGGAUAUUCCUUUCAACGCCUAUAUGGGAUUUCUCAACUAUGCCAUUGACUAAUAACAACAAUAUCAAUCCAAAUCAUUUAACCGCUGAAAGGAUAAUCUCGGAAUCAAAUGACGUAGAAGAUACUGUAUUCAUGAUAUAUGAACGUAUUUUGAGUUAUUUAUCCAUAUUAAAUGAUGAUAGUACAAAUUCUGUAAAUUUACAAAGUAUUUCACAUUUAUCGAAUACAAUGUAUCGACCACAAACUGGACCGCCUAAUGGUCAUCCACGUUCAUAUAUAGACACAUCUCAAAUGAGUAGAUUAACUGGUCUGUGUGUUGCAUUAGGUUUAUCUACAUCAUCUAAUUCACAAUUACGUUGUCGAUUAAUUAGAUUGCUAGUAGAUAGAAUAUUUUCUUGUCAAUGGUCACCAGAUACAUCACGAUUAAUUGGUUAUCAAGCAUAUUGGCUAACGAUUGAUUCAUCUUAUAAUGACAAUAAUAACAACAUAAAUCCAUCAAUUUAUGCUUUGAAGUUAAUAUGGCCUAAAUUUAUGGCCAUUGUAAAUGAAAUUGAAAAUGAUGGAUCUUACAUUUAUCACUAUCGCGCAGAACCUAGGCUUCUUUCUCUAUUAUAUAUUCUACCAGGGUUUAUUUGUGCAUUACCACCUGAAAGUUUAAUUGAUCCAACUAUCUAUAAAGAAUUUAUUGAACCAUUAAUUAUCCUACUUGGUAAAUUAUGUUAUUUAUCAACAGGAUGUCUUGUCAAACCAGAUUGGAGUCAUUUUACAUCUCUGAAUAAUAUGAAUCUAGAAUAUAAUAAACUUGUAAAUGCAUGUCCUGCCUUGUCUGAAACAUCAGCAAGUUUUCUUGCUAUGCUACUGCAUCGUUUAACAAGUUACAGUAUUGAUUUACGUCGUUUCAAUUUACUAGACAAUAUUGUCGGUGUAGAUGAACAACAACAACUAAAUAAAGUUGAUGCGUAUAUUUCAUCUCCUUGGUGGAGCCCGUUUGUCAAUUUGAAAUCCAUUGUUAAUUAUUGUUACAAUCAUAAGAACCAGAAACAGCACAGUUUUUGGUUUAAACCGACGAAAAUGACAACUUCUUUAGCUCGACAAUUAGUUAAAUCAUUUUUACAUCCCGUCAUGAAAGAAUUAGAGAGAAUUCAUGAGAAUUUAACCUCUUUAUUACAUACUACCACUACUAAUGAUCAUAAUACUGUUAACGGAAUAAACUACAUUGAACAACGGAACCGGUUCACAUCAUUAACAAUCUGGAUGAAUCACUUAAUGAAUGGUUUAUCUGAUGCUUUAGCACCUCGUACAAAAAACCUUAGUGUGAACGAAAUACGUAUUGGACAACAUUUUAUGCCAUGGCAUGGUCUAUCUAACCUCAUUGAUCCUCAUGAAGUUUACAACGUAAUUUCAAUCGACGAUUUGCAAUCAUCUUCCGUAUCCGAUUGGGAUAUCGCUUAUUUUUAUAUGAAUAGCAAAAAUGAUAUAGGUGAAGAGUUACGUGAUGCAGCACUUAAAAUCGGUUUAAAACUAUUGGAUGUGAUUUCACAAUUGAUGAAAGAAGCUGAUGAUAAUUUGAUAUCGUGCCAUGACAGAACUAGUGGUGAUGAGAUUGUCGAUAAUGUUUGUGAUAAUUUGACUGGUAUUUUUGGUGAUAUAGGUGUUUCAGAGAAAUCAAAUGACUGUAAUUCUACUACUAAAUCAAUCUGGUUACUAUUCAAUAAUGUUCAAGUCUACAAUCUAAUGGAAUUCACUCACCAAGCUCUAUUUAAUUUACCUAUGGAAGAGCAUAGACCAUAUCUUUUACAAAUUAUACGUGGUCCACGAGGUUUAUUAUCUAUUGAUUUAGGCGCUCGUAAUUGUUUACAUUUACCAGAUCAAGAACUUUCGCGUCAAAAUGAUUCUGAGAAAUUAUGUAUACCUAGUAUAAAUUCUUUAACAGGAACUUUUUGUUCUACAGCAUCAUCUUCAUUGUUAAAUCAAAGUGAAUUUAAUGAAAAUUUACAAAUGUAUUCUGGUUGUACCAUUAUCACUUAUAUCGCACGUAUCCAUCAUCGUUUUUCCAUAUUAAUGUUAAAUCAUUUACGAAAACACUUAAUGCUUACAGUGAGAAAUUCCACUGGUAAAUUAAUAUCACGUUCUAUCGCCUGUUCUACCAUACUACAACCAUCACUAGAAAUUAUGAAAUUUACAGAUAUUUUAAGUGUUUUGGCAACAUCUCCACAUCGAUCAGAUAUUCGUCAACUGGCUAAUUUUUUCCUCAAUGCCCAAUUAAUUAAAUUUGUUCCUUCGAUUGGUACAAGAGUAGUAGAAUCAUUGGUUAAUCGCUUAAAUAAUAUAGCCUCAGAUAUAAAAUUUCUAAUGUCCUCGCCUGAUUCUUCAUCGUCUUCUCUAUCGUUAUGUUCCUCAACAUCUUCACUUGCAUCGUCUUCCCCUGUCUUAUCUUUAUCUUCCAUUGGUUCAUUGGAAGGAAAACAAAAACUUAUACAUCAUCGACGUAUGUCUACAAUUAUCGCAUUGAAACAGAUAUAUGCACGUCACCAUUGGAAUCGGGAAUAUGAUGAAUUAUUUCGAUUAAAUCCACUUUUAUUUGUACAAUUUUGUACUAGCCUUAUAAAACAACUAAUUAAUUAUCAAGAAGAAAAAUCUAUUUGGUUUAAAAAUUUCGAAAAAACCAGUAAUCAUAAUGGUGAUUUAGUAAACAAACCUUAUCAUCAUCAUCAUCAGCAGCAGCGGCAUCAGCAACAACAACAACAUCAAUUAAAACAAUUACAGACAAAUCGUGAUCAUUUAGAACAUUUAAUAAAACAAAUUCUACAUUCGCUUAAAGAAUUGCCUAUAGAUUGUAAUAUAUAUCUUUCACUUAAUUGUGAAAAUAGUCAAAUUCCAUCUACUAGUUGGUUGAACAAAGUUUAUUCUGAAAUUAGUAGUUGUUUAAAUGCAUUUCAAUAUCCAUUUGAUAUGAAAACAUUGAAUAAUUCAAACAACAUUAUGAAUAUAUUAUUUCAUAACCGUGGUACAGCUGCAUCAUUGUUCAAUCGUAAUAUUUCUGAUUAUAUUAUUCGUAUACACUCAAAUAAUUAUCAACAGUUAAAUUCACUAGUGAAUAGUUCAACAAAUUCAGAAAGUACAAUAACUGAUAAAAAUGCUAAUAACCAUAACGAUGGUUCUAGUACAAGUUGGCCAUUAACUGUAACAAUGUUAGAGAUAUUACGUUAUCCUGUCAGUCCACCAUUUGUACCUGUAUGGAGAUUAGAUAACUGUUCUAUACACCCACCUAUUUUGAGUCCUCCAUCUUUGAAAUUUGUUCAAAUUGCUUUAAAAUUAAUGAUUGGUGAACAGACUGAAGUUGCAUUUACUGCAUGUAGGUGUAUUUCGGAGUUGAUUUUCAGUCUAAUAGGUUUGUAUCGUAUCCCACCACGUAAAUGUAUUUAUCCCAUACAAAUCUGUCAAGAAAAAAUGAUCACCAACACCACUGAUUUGUCAAUUUUGCCAAAUCAUCAUCCUAAUGUUAAUGCACCGAUGAUAGCUGGGCCUCGUCCAGAUAACUUAUGGUUAUUAUUUAAUGAAAAUGCUAAAAUUUUACAAUCAGAUAAAGCAUAUGAAUUCCAUCAUCACGUUGUGUCGAUAAAUUGUGGUUUCGUUUACUAUCCUACUCAUUUAUAUAUCUACGAUCCACAUGUUAUUCUACCUUAUCCAACAUUUGAUAAAAAUGGACAAUUAAUUGCAGAAAAACCAUUAAAUCAAACUAAUUUAACUACUACUAUGACUGUUUCAAAUGAUAAUUCAAACAACAUUGCCUCAUCUAAACAACCAUCAUGGUUAUCUCAUUUCAUUAUUGAUGAUGAUGAAAAUGACAAUCGACAACAGGCUGCUUGUUUAUUGGCGAAAAAAUUAUGCAGUCCUUUGAGUGAAACACGUGAAUUUUGGACGUCAUUAGCCAAACAAUUACUAUAUAUGCAUAGAUCUCAUUUUGAUAAACAAGGUUACUAUACAUUCAUAAUACAUUAUUUAAUUAGAUCAUGUUUAUUGGCUUUUGGUCCGAAAAAUAUGUUGGAACAUUUAGAAUAUUUUAUGAAAACCUUACUUAUCACAUUACCUAAUUCUAAAUUACCAUUGGAUGGGAAAGCUGAGUUUAUUGGUUUCUAUUGGAUACAAGUUGUGUUGAGUGAUAUCGUUAAUAUUAGUUCAUUAUGGUCACGUCAGUGGAAAUACUACUUUUGGGGUUGUUUCAUACCAAGAAUAUUGUGUUGGUCAGAAAUUUGUGCAUUAAAUGUAUCAGUUAAUGAUUUGGCUCAAUCGGUUGAUGAAAAAUUGCAUCCAGCUGUGAGACAUGUUCAAUGGACGAUGCCAAUUUAUGCCGGAAGGUUUGCCGGAGGAAGAGAUGAUGAUGAUAUUACAGCCGACUCUAAAACUCAUUCGGAAGAUGUAAACUCAGAUCGUAAUCAUUGUGAUAAAACAUUGUUAUCUAACACUGUUAAACAAUCAUUAGCUGGUGGACCAUUUCAUCGUAUUCAUUUUAUGUAUGAUUAUAUUAUUAAUUGUGCUACAAUCAAUUAUAAUUCAGAUGUCCACUGUUUACACCCAUUAUGGGAUUGGGCUAUACAAGGAUUAAUUGACUCUAAUAAAAAUGGUAAUAAUAAUAAUAAUAAUAAUAACGAUUCACAAAUGAAUCCAUCAUCAUUUUGUCAACACACUAUUAAUAAAGAUCACGGAAUUACUUCUAUUGAAGAUACUUGUCCAUCAUGUAUAUUAAUACAGCAUUUACCAUUAGUACACCGUCGAGUAUUCUAUGAAAGAUUAUGUUAUAAAUUUGUAUUUUCAUUAGGUUGGCUUGGUAUACCAUUAUAUAGACGAUUAUUAUCUUAUCAACAAUGUUAUUCUACUAUGAACAAUUCUACUAUAUGGUAUUCACAAGCAUGUAAUAACUCUGUAUGGUUAAGAGAUUUAUCAGCCAGUAAUGCUGUUUAUCGUGUAUUACCUAUUAAUAAUUUAAUUUAUCAUAAUAAUAAAAAUAAUUUAAAUCUAAUUAAAUAUAAAUUAAAACAAACUGAGUUAAUAUGUUUAUCGAAUCAGUUAUCGAUAAAAGAUGCUUUAAAUUAUCAAUUAUUUAUAAGAAAUUUAUUUAAAAUUGAUGAUCCAUUAGAAUUACUCGGUGGUGAGUUUUUAUUCAAAUCGUUUUUACCAUUAAUUGUUCGUGAUACAUUGAAUGUUUUACGAUUAAAAAGAAAAAAAUUGUCAGAAUCAAGCUUAAUGUUAUCGGUAGCUCCACCUGAACAAAUUAAUUCUAAUAUCAUUCAAGAAAUUUACAAAAAUAUGAAUACCAUUGAAGUUACAACAGACAACAACAAUCAUGAUGAUAAUGAUAAUAAUAAUAGUAACAAUGUAAUUCUCAAUAAUUAUCGCCUAGCUGAAAUUAUUGUAUUAUCCAAUCGUUUAUAUUGUUUAUUUUCAUGUUUAAGACUUCUCUUAAAUUACAGUUGUCCUACAUUUAUCCCAUCAUUAUCAUCGUCAUCAUCAUCAAUAGUGAAAAUAAAUGAUGAGAAUUCCAUUCAAAUGAAUCAAUAUCAAUAUGCAUUUUUAAGUCGUACAAGUAUCUGUUGUUUAUUAGCCCCAAUUGUAGCCGAUAUGUGUUCAAUGGGUAAUGCAUAUGAUUAUUUUACAACUGCAUUAAAUAUGAAAAUAUUUUAUCAUAAUUCUUAUUUAUCAAAAAAGCAAAAUUAUACCAAAAUAGAUGAUGAUAUGAAUGAUGGUUUAAUUUGUGCAAUCUCUUCUUAUUUAAUCUAUUUAUCUGCAUUACCUCUAUCAGGGCAAGGUCAAUCUGAUAUUGGUAAUAUUUUAUCAUUUAUUGGAAAUUUUUUAAAAUACUUCCUACAGCACGUAUCAUGGCGUACACGUGCUAUAGGAUUAUUAUUGUUAAGAAAUCUUGUAGUAUUCAAUUUAGCAGCAUUCCAUGCUCCUGAAUGCAAUUUAUCAGCAGAGAAUGUUACUACUACUACUACUACUACAGCCUUGGAUAAUUCUGUGAAUAAACGGUUGAGAAGUAUUUUAUGGAUGUGUCUUAAUGAUUCUUUGAUUGAAGUUAGUCAAGUUGCUAUGUUUGUCCUGGCUAUAUUUAUUGAAGUUGGUGUGAUUAAGUAUGAUAAGAAAUGGAUUAGUCAACUGAUGAGACAAAUCAAUCGACCCCUUCCAAAUCAAUCAGUUAUGCAUAUCAACCAUAGCAAUGAUAGUACCAAUACUCAACCAACUAAUUUUUCAAGCAAUAAUAAUCAUAAUGAAUAUUCCAUUGCUUUACGUGAUCGUUAUGCAUCAAUUUUAGCUUUAUGCUCAUUUGUUCAUGGAAAUCCACACAACACUCCUGAUUACUUACCAUCAAUUAUUUCAAAACUUGCUGAUCAUUUACAUGAUUCACAAUCAAUUAAAAAAGUUAUUUCAUCAACUCUGUCGUCUUAUUCACGUACUCAUCAAGAGGUAUGGCAUGAACAGUCGUUGAAAUUUACACCUGAACAAUUAGAUAAUUAUAGAUUUGUUAUUUCAGAUGCUUCUUAUUAUGUUUAA
Molecule: messenger RNA, 8448 nt
Organism: Schistosoma margrebowiei
Lineage: Eukaryota; Metazoa; Platyhelminthes; Trematoda; Strigeidida; Schistosomatidae
Source: the annotation of a GenBank genome assembly